This is a messenger RNA of Solanum pennellii, 4947 nucleotides long. RefSeq lists its product as uncharacterized. The transcript has 27 exons. NCBI's taxonomy places the organism in Eukaryota, Viridiplantae, Streptophyta, Magnoliopsida, Solanales, Solanaceae. The record is from RefSeq and is a predicted model, not a curated record. Bases 284 to 4279 code for a protein of 1331 amino acids.
AGCACAAAACCCGAUUCAAGCCCCAAUUUUACUUAACAAAUCAAUUCAAAAUCCCCAACUGAUAUCCCUCGCUGCAAAUACAUUAUGGUUCAUUCCUGAAAUAUAUUUUCAAAUCUCUAUUUAUGCUAGCUAUCCUUCCGGCGAACGCACUAUUCCAUCCGUAUUUUCUGUUCGGCCCGGCGGCGGAGGACGGUGAAGUUUCGGUUUUUACUCCGGUUUGUUCAAAACCCUAAGUAUAAGUAAACCCUAAGUUUACACAUUGUUUUUGUGAAGAGACCUUAACAUGGCUGGACCAAUUCGGGAGCAAGCUCUACCGCUACUCGCGUCCGCUAACAACCACGGUGAUUUGGCAGUAAAACUAUCUUCGUUGAAGCAAUUGAAAGAUGUAUUGUUAUCGGCAGAGCCAUCUCAAGUUGCUGAGCUUCUCUCUUAUUUAAUUGACCUUCAGUCUUCACCUGAAAGUCUCUUACGCAAAGGCCUCAUUGAGGUAAUUGAGGCGGUUGGGAUGAAAGCAAAGGAACAUUUGUUGGUAUUAAUGCCCGUAUUAUUUGCAUGCUUAAAAGAUAUGAAUUCUAUGGUGGCAAAGCAAUCAGUUAUAUCUGGCAUGAAAAUCUUUUGUGGUGUAUUGGAGGAAUUAUCAUCUCAGUUUCACCGGCACGGUAUAGUUGAAAGGUGGCUUGAAGAGCUCUGGACUUGGAUGGUCAAAUUCAAGGAUACUGUCUUUGGAAUCAUUUUUGAGGCAGUCCCUAUUGGUACAAAAUUGCUGGCGUCGAAGUUCCUUGAAACAUAUAUUCUACUUUUCACAUCAAGUGAUUCAGAAAAAUCUGGAGCUCAAGCUAAACAUGGAUGGACUUUUAAUAUUUCAUGGGUAGUUGGUCAUCACCCUGUUCUUGAUCCAGCUUCACUUGCAUCGGAUGCAAAAAAUAAAGUUGGCAUUCUAUUGGAUUUAUUGCACUCAGCUAGUUCUCUCCCUGGUUUACUAACCAUAUCCGUCAUUAAUAGUUUGGCAGUUAUAGCAAGGAGGCGACCUAUCCAUUAUAACCGCAUUUUAUCAGCAUUGCUUGAUUUUGAUCCAAACUUUGAGAUGACAAAGGGUGGACAUGCUGCCAGCAUUCAGUAUUCUCUGAGAACGGCCUUUCUAGGAUUCCUGAGGUGUACACAUCCUUCCAUUUUGGAGUCAAGAGAAAGAUUGAUGAAAUCUUUGCGAGCAAUGAAUGCUGGUGAUGCUGCUGAUCAAGUUCUUCGGCAACUCGAUAAAAUGAUCAGAAACAAUGAGCGAGCUUCACGUGAUUCUAGAUUGAAUAAAGAUGAGCAGUUAUCAAAUCACUUGCCCAUUUCAGGUGAUCCAACCAAGAAGAGGUCGACUCCGUUAGAUAAUGAAGAUCCAUCUAAUAAUUAUGAUCUAACUACAAAAAGGGUUUAUUAUGGUCCAAAUAAUCACAGUCACACAGCUCCAGUUGAGAGAAAUGAUUCUGGGAAAGAAUAUGUCAACGGGGUGGACCCAACGGUUGCACAAAUAAUUAACAUGAUUGGUGCUCUUCUAGCAGAAGGAGAAAGGGGUGCCAACUCUCUUGAUCUCCUAAUAUCCGAGCUUCAUCCUGAUGUAUUGGCUGAUAUAGUCAUAACUAAUAUGAAGCACUUGCCUAAAAACAAUCCCCCUCCUUUUGCACCGGUUGGAACCUUUUCAUUACCUCGGGCGAGUGAUUCUACUAAUCUAUCCCAAAUUAUGGCACCAAUUGAUUCCUCAUUAGGCCAACAGUCUUGGGUUCCUGUAUCCCAGACACCCAUCUCUUUAUCAACUGCCACAUGCAGUACAUUUCCAGAAAUGCCUACUUCUGCAAGUCUCCCUUUAGAUUCAAAACGUGAUCCCAGAAGGGAUCCACGGCGCCUUGACCCAAGGCGAACAGCUGUCGCUGUUGAAGUAUCACCACCGUUUGUUGCAGAACAUAAUACAAGUGCUAUGCAAUCUGCAAUUCUGCAAUCUGACAUAAAUCCUUCCAGUUCAUCUAAUAUUGAUAUUGCAGUACCCUUGAUGUCAAGUUCUGAAUGUAUGCCAAUGACUUAUCUGAAGAUGGAAACUAACUCUAUCACUGGUGAAAGUUCACCAGGACCAGUAGUCGGUUUGUUAGCUCCCAAAGAGGAAGGUCAUGAGGAAGACCUGAAUGAAGCUAUUCCUGAUCGCAAGUCGGAUCCCACAAUACAUGUUCCACUAUUAUCUCCUGGCAAAGUAGAACCGGAAUUGGUGCCAGAAAUUCCAUCUGAAGUUGGAGUAACUAAUGAAAUUUACUCUCCUUUGUUAGAAACAGAUCAACUUUCUCCCCCUAUAUCAACUGCUGCAACUCCUGAAGAUGCAUGUGAGGACUUGCCUGCACUUCCGCCAUUCAUCGAACUGACUGAUGAGCAGCAAAGAAAUAUGGGAACCCUGGCUGUUGAACAGAUAAUUGACUCAUAUAAAAAAUUAAAAGAGACAGACAGUAAGCAUACAGGAAUGGCAUUACUUUCUCGGUUGGUUGCCCAGAUUGGUGCUGAUGCUGAUGCUCAUGUAGUUCUGAUGAUCCAAAGGCAUAUUUUCUCAGGCAACCAACAUGAGAAGGUACAUGAGCUUGCAAUGCAUGUGCUUUAUCAUUUGCAUUAUCUCAUGCUAUUGGGUUCGGCUGAAAAUAUUUCAUCUGCUGCUGCUCUAUAUGAGAAACUCCUCCUCAGUGCGGCAAAAUCGUUGCUGGAUUCUUUACCAGCAAACGACAAGUCAUUUAGUAGGCUCCUUGGUGAAGUUCCAUAUCUGCCUGAAUCUGUGAUGAGACUGCUAGUUGAUUUAUGCUCUGACAAUUAUCUUGGGAACGAUGGUCGUGAUGGUGACCGUGUUACUCAGGGCCUUGGUGCAGUUUGGAGUUUAAUCUUGGGUCGCCCCCCUAAUCGUCAAGCAUGCAUGGAUAUAGCUUUGAAGUGUGCUAUUCACCCUCAGGACGAGGUCCGAGCAAAAGCUAUUCGCCUGGUGUCAAACAAACUUUACGUGGUUGGUGACAUUUCAGAUAAUAUCGAGCAGUAUGCUAAGAAUAUGUUCUUGUCAGCUGUAAACCAGCAUGUCACAGAUGCAGAAUAUUCCCAGUCUGGAACUUUGGUUCAGAGGACAGGAGAGACAGGAAAUCAGGAAGCCUCAGUUAGUGGUUCUCAGAUUUCAGGGCCAGGAUUCUUUGAAAAUGAUUUUGUUAAGACUGCAGCAACUGAUUCUCAAAGUGAUUCAGAGUUGUCUUUAGCUCAAGCUCAGCGGCUUAUCUCGUUAUUUUUUGCUCUAUGCACUAAGAAAUUCAGUCUUCUCCACCUUGUAUUUGAUACUUAUGCACGUGCUCCUAAGGCAGUUAAGCAGGCUGUUCACCGUCAUAUGCCUGUUCUUAUUAGGGCUAUAGGCUCUUCAUGUUCGGAACUGCUUCAUAUAAUAUCUGAUCCACCUCAAGGCUGUGAAAAUCUUUUGACACAGGUGCUUCAUAUUCUCUCUGAAGGGACAACCCCUCCGCCUGACUUAGUUGCAGUUGUCAAGCGGUUAUAUGAAACUAAACUGAAGGAUGCAACUAUUCUUAUUCCAGUGCUCUCUUCAUAUUCUAAGAGUGAGGUUCUACCUAUUUUCCCAAAUCUUGUUGCUCUCCCACUGGAUAAGUUUCAGCUUGCCCUGGCUCGGAUAUUACAGGGUUCCGCCCAUACUGGUCCAGCACUGACCCCAGCAGAAGUGCUGGUCGCUAUACAUGAUAUAAAUCCCGACAGGGAUGGCCUUCCGCUAAAAAAGAUAACAGAUGCUUGCUCAGCUUGUUUCGAACAGCGUACUGUUUUCACGCAACAGGUCCUGGCGAAAGCCUUGAGACAGAUGGUUGAUCAGACUCCUCUCCCGCUGCUCUUCAUGAGAACAGUGAUUCAGGCCAUUGACGCGUUUCCUACUCUGGUUGAUUUUGUGAUGGAGAUACUCUCCAAACUUGUGGUUAGACAGGUAUGGAGGAUGCCAAAAUUGUGGGUGGGAUUCCUAAAAUGUGUCUCACAAACACAACCACAUUCUUUUCCUGUACUACUACAGUUGCCACCAGCGCAGCUUGAGAGUGCUCUAAACAAAUAUGUUAAUCUCCGAAGUCCAUUGCUUACCUUUGCUAAUCAGCCAAAUAUUAAAACUUCACUCCCUAGAUCAACCUUGGUACAACUUGGUCUUUUUAAUGAGAGUUUGCAGCAAUCACAUCUCUCAUCUACUGUGCAUGCCUCAGAGACAAGUGCUUCUGUUCAUGGAACAACUCUAACAUGAUAGUGCACUUUCUUAAAGGAAUGCAGUGUAGUAAUACACGGCGUAGGCACCAGUGUUACUGCAGCUCCUUAUUGCAACAAUCUGCUAUAAUUCUCCAGAGUUGUAAAUUGUGGCUAGUAUUUGCGCCCCUUGGAAGUUCGGCUCAAUCUGCUGGCAACAAGAUGGCUCAUGCGAUGGCAGUGUCCAAAAGUUUUGAGGAGAAAUCUCCCUUUGGAGAAUGUACCAUAAGACAUCAAUUUCCCUGCAGUUUCUUACCAGCUAUAUGUUUGUCAUUCAUUAUAUUUGUGUAAUUUUUCUGCCUACAGGCAUCAGUUGAGGUGUCUAGGCAACUAAUUGGUGCUGUGGGGAGUAGAAUAGCUGGUAGGUCAGGUUAUUUAGAACCUUUUGUAUGAGAGGGAGGCAGCUGGAAGUGUGUAAUUGUACUGUAGUUUUAUAGCCCCAUCCCACUUCCCCUUACCCCUCCCUCACUUGCCUCACUUGUGGUCAUCAGAGUAAAUGGGUUCAAUUAGAGAUUACAGAGUAAAGGGAAAAAAAGAAAGGAACACUUCUCUAGUUUCUUCGAAAAAGCUCUCCGAACAAAACUUAUUAAAAUGAAAAAGAGAGUUUAUUUGUGAAUGAAUGGUAGAUUUGGUCAGGUGAUUUGAAUUAUACACUUUAUUCGAUGGUUA